Messenger RNA from Scomber scombrus (Atlantic mackerel), 1410 nucleotides. Its product is annotated as trophoblast glycoprotein-like. Gene Ontology annotation, molecular function: protein binding. Gene Ontology annotation, cellular component: plasma membrane. The transcript is spliced from 2 exons. Bases 136 to 1410 code for a protein of 424 amino acids. NCBI's taxonomy places the organism in Eukaryota, Metazoa, Chordata, Actinopteri, Scombriformes, Scombridae. Gene Ontology annotation, biological process: negative regulation of canonical Wnt signaling pathway. The record is from RefSeq and is a predicted model, not a curated record.
GUGAUAUGAACUCCCAUCAAUUUGCGCAAACCUUUAUUCCCAGAGUGGAGCAGAUGAGGAGGGACUGAGCGCUCUACUCUGCAGUUUUUCAUUUGCUUGUGAGAAACUAAAGCCAAAUUUGACAAAUUAAUUUACAUGAGAUUUUUGUUGUUGUUGUUAAUUGGCUAUAAUUUAGAGAUGUGUAUUUCUGCAGUCCGCAGUGUGUUUUUGGGAGUACUUCUUUACGCACCAUACCAGUGCUUGGAGUGUCCCUUUGGCUGUGAGUGUUUUGCUGUCACCUGCACAGUGAGAUGUGACUCUAAGGAUCUGCUCACGGUACCACAACUUAUUCCAGGAUAUGCAAAGACUGUCAUCAUCACAGGGAAUAAUAUACAACAAACUGGACCCGAUUCAUUCACAGAGCUGGAGAAUGUUACCAACAUCACUUUAAGCAAUAAUAGGAUUACAGAGAUGGCGUCCCACAGCUUCUCUGCCCUCAUCAACCUGCGCCUCUUAGACCUCAGUGGCAACCAGCUGGCACUCAUCCAUCCAGAGGCUCUAAGCAUACCUGGUAGUCCCCUGCAGGAGCUCAACCUGAGCCACUCAUUGUACAACUUCACUGCCCUGAUGGACCUCACCACGGCACUGCGUUGGGGUGGCCUCCAAGGGCUCCUCUGUCUUGACCUCUCUGGGAACCACCUUGCCCUGCUGCCCCCAGGGUUGUUCUCCCACCUUCCAAAUCUGAAGCAGCUCGUCCUCACUAACAACUCUCUGUUGUCCGUCUAUACUGGAACCUUCUCUGGCAUGAACCAUCUGGAGGUGCUGGACCUGACAUACAAUGACUUCAGAACAUUUAGGGAUGAUGCCCUGAGGGAGCUGGAGAACCUUGGGAACAUCCAAAUCCUUCUUGGUAACAACCCUUACACCUGCUCCUGUGAGAGCCACGAUUUUGUGGCCUGGUUGAAUGAAUCGAGGGCUCAAGUAGAUGUGGAUGCUGUGAGGUGUGCUUCCCCAGGAGGGUUAACUGACACCCGGCUGCGAAGGCUUGGAGUGCAGGCUAUUGGAUGUGUUGUUCCAGUUCAAGCAGAAGUGAGUGACCUCACCCUCCAGACAUCCUAUGUCUUCCUGGGGCUGGUGCUAGGGUUUGUGGGCAUGCUCUUUCUCUUUGUGCUCUAUCUGAAUCGCAAAGGUAUGAAGAAUUGGAUUAUCGAAAUGAGAAAUGCGUGUCGGGAUGUUCUGGAGGGAUAUCACUACAGAUAUGAGAUUGACUCUGACCCUCGGUUGGGGUACAUCUCAGCAGAUAACGCUGGCAGGAGGGCACACAGGCAUUUAGGGUUAUCUCUGUUACAGCAGCAGCCAAAUGACACCUGUAUCAUUCCUUCAGACACACAGGUCAAACAAGUGAAGACCACCACACCUGUUAACUCAUGA